This is a messenger RNA of Sinocyclocheilus rhinocerous, 3555 nucleotides long. RefSeq names its product cyclic AMP-dependent transcription factor ATF-6 beta-like. Bases 180 to 2243 code for a protein of 687 amino acids. Gene Ontology annotation, molecular function: DNA-binding transcription factor activity, RNA polymerase II-specific; RNA polymerase II cis-regulatory region sequence-specific DNA binding. Lineage: Eukaryota; Metazoa; Chordata; Actinopteri; Cypriniformes; Cyprinidae. Gene Ontology annotation, biological process: regulation of transcription by RNA polymerase II; endoplasmic reticulum unfolded protein response. The transcript is spliced from 17 exons. The record is from RefSeq and is a predicted model, not a curated record. Gene Ontology annotation, cellular component: nucleus.
UGUAUGUCGAGCGACGGCCGACGGUGCAGUAUGGCGAGCUAAACCGUUAAACAAAAACCAGUCUGUCAAAUCCAGCAGUCUGCUUCAUGGUUUGGGUGAUUCAUUAACUGAUGGACCUGGCCGCUCUCGUGAAGGCUUGCUGCGUGAGGUAGACUCGUGAUUUCCGGCUGAGUGUGGUGAUGAUGACCGCGGAGCUGGACAGUCGCUUCUGCGCCGAUAACCUGCUAACCAGCGAGGACUGGGAUGCCUGUCUGUAUCAGUGUGAGGAUAUGGAGGAGGAUUUCACCGGAGAACUGAAAUAUGACACAGCGCUGGACAGUGAUCUUGUCCUCACGCUGGACCCUGAUAACCCCACAUCACCGUGGAAGAACCUGGAUGACAACCUGACAGGUGAAGUGUCAAUCAUGAAGGAUUAUAACAGGACUAUAACACAGCCUCUGCCAGUGGACAUGUUUUUCCAGGUGAAGACUGAACCUCCGUCACCUGCGUCGUCUCUGACCUCUGACAGCUCCAUCUCAUCUAUACCUGAAGCUCAGCAGGUGACGGUGAAGAGUGAGAACCCGCCCACUCCACCGUACAUGUAUGGAGACGUGCUCUUGCCGCCGCUGACCAGCGUGGAGGUAACCGUCACCAGCGUCUCUCCACUGCAUCAGCCUCCCCUUCCUCUGGCCAUACAGCCACACGCUCUCAGCAGCCUCGACACACAAACCACAGUCCUCUCCUCAGCAGCGACGCUGAAGGCCAGCAGCAUUCUGAGCAGUAAACCUCUGAUCCAGCCCAAACCUGUGUGUGUGGCCGCGUUGCCGGUGGCUCAGAGCACCAGUCCAGCCAAAGCUCUCCUCCUGCAGAGCGUUCCCGUACCCAUCCCAGCCAUCGACCAGAACACCACGCCCGUGGUUCUGUCUCAGUCGGUGUGUCUGGGUUCUGCUCCUGCUAUUGUUAAAAUGGAGCCUUUGUCUCCCAGUAUGCCUCACUGCACUAGCCCCUCAGCCCCGCCCCCGAGCAAACCCAUCAUCCCAGCAUCCAACCUGACUGGAAACAGCUGCAGUGACAUCGAUAUGAAGGUUUUGAAGAGGCAGCAGCGUAUGAUAAAGAACCGGGAAUCGGCCUGCCAGAGCCGCAAGAAGAAGAAGGAGUACCUGCAGAACCUGGAGGCGCAGCUGCGGGAGGCGCAGCAGGAGAACGAGCGCCUGCGCAGAGAGAACCAAGCGCUGCGGCUCGCCGGGAGAGAGGCUACGGAGUCUGGCAGCAACAAGAGAGCUCUGUGUGUGAUGGCUCUGUUCCUCUUCAUCACCUUUACCUUCAGCCCCGUCAGUCUCAAAGACAGGACAUUGGAAGCUGGGAUUGAGGAAGCGGCUAUUCCUCUGACAGGAAGACGCCUGCUGGAGUUUGAGAGAUCUCAGGAGCUGAGCAGGAAACGGGCAAGCGAGAGAACCACGGAGCAGAAGACGGACAGAGGGGAGGAAGAACGCUGGAGGAAAGGAGAGCUGGACAAGAAGGCUGCAGUCUCGUAUCAGUUCAGGAAUCAGAGCGAUGUGUUCAGUGAUGUUAAAGACCUCCUCCUUCAGGACAUAGACAGAUAUUUCUCGUCCUCUGACUGCAGACAGUUCAACCGCUCUGAGUCCCUCAGGUUGGCAGAUGAGCUGCGUGGAUGGGUCCAUCGUCAUCAGAAUAACCGGAAGUCUAAUGGAAAGGCGAAGGUUGUGAAGAAAACUAAAAUAGCUCAGCAGAAAGCUCAGCACAGAAAGACAAACUUUUCCAGGUACCUUCCAAUUCAGGCUCAUCGUUCUAUCGAAAGUCAGCUGCAGGUCCUGCCCGGGCCAGAGAUCAGCUACAGCGACUUUCUGGACGCUAUUGAUCGGCGUGAGGACACUUUCUACGUCGUAUCAUUCAGACGGGAUCACCUGCUGUUACCUGCCAUCAGCCACAAUAAAACAACUCGACCCAAAAUGUCUCUGGUCAUGCCUGCCAUGGCCAUCAAUGAUUCGGUGUAUAACUCGUCUCAGGGCGGCUAUGAAAUGAUGAUGCAGGUGGACUGUGAGGUGAUGGACCCCCGGAUCAUCCCAAUCAAGUCCUCUGUAGUCCCGCCCUCUCUCAGAGACCCGCCCCCCACUCCGCCCCCUCACCAUCACCACGGCAACCACACCUCCCUCCGCAGCCGACAGCAGCACUUGCAUGGCAGCGGGGCGUCAUCGAGACGGAGGGCCGCAGGUUACUUCAUCAGCCAGAGCGGAUCCGAUUGAGAGAGUCUGAGAGCAGUAUCAAAAGACUCUACUUUACUCUCCAGCAGUAGUUUAAGGUACUUUUACUCUCAAAUCAAGCCUGGAAACAGAGGACAAAUGAUCAGACCCAUAUAAGACACAAAGAUAUAUGAUAAUGUGAAAUGAUACAUGGUCUGUUGCACUUAUGUAGUUAGCGUAGGGUUUUCCGCGGGUGGGCUGUAUGUGGCCUCGCGCUUCCUUCCCUCGUGUUAGCAGUACUGUGUUUGUGUUCGAACCUGUUUCUGUAUCAUCUGCUCUCUUUUUAUACAUGCCUUGUGUUUUUUUUUUUCUUUCUUUUCUUUUUUUUUUUUCUCGAAUUUUUAUUGAGAUUAUUUAAAAAAUGAUGUGCUUCUAUUAGAUGUGCGUUAUAAAUAUUGAUUUGAAUAUAAGAAAUUAUUUUAUAUGUAUUCUCGUCCAUCACAGUCCCACAUUUCUCCAUGUGUAUAUAUACUAUAUGCUCUGUCACAGGUGACUGCUGGUCCAGUAUAAAGCUGCUGGUUUGCUGGUCUUUCUCAUUACAGCUUGAUUUUUCUUUUUGAUGGCAGGGCUUGUGAUGGUCAAAGUUUUUGAUAUAAAUAAUAACCUAAAAAGUCACAGAAUCUUCUGCCGUUGAUGUUUUCAUUUGCAGGUGUCUUGUCUUGAAUGUGUUGCUGCUUUUGUCCCGAACCACUAACAGGAUGGGGAUCCUGGGAUUUUGUGAUGCGUCAGCCUGUGCUCCUGCUUCACAGCUAACAUCUCCACACGUUUCAUUUCACUCAAGUUACUAUCAUUUAUCAUUUACUAUUAUUUUCACACAAGUAAAUCAUUUAUACAGUCCAAAACGGGUUUGUGUAGCAGUCAAAUGUUUUUAUUAGUGAAUGAGUUUUGAUUUUGACAGAAGCGCUUCACCGGCCAUCCAUCAUCCCGCUCCGUUUGCUGAUAUCUCUCAACUUUCUUGUGUUCAACUCAAAGGGAAUCUGUGGCCAGAUGUACAUUUUCGUUGUAGAGACUUUAUCAGAAGUAGUUUUCUUUCUGUGAAGUUGUUUUAUCUUCUGAUUGAACAUAUUUUCAUGUUUUCUUGUCGCCUGCAAUCUUCAUGGCUUCUUUUCAGAUCUAGCUCCAUCCAUCUGAUGAUGAUGAUGAUGAUGAAACUUUCCCAUGAUGAACUGCUCUAGCAUGCUUCUGUUAUCUUUUUUUUACUUUAUUUAAAUGAGCUUUCAUAAGGAAAACACUUACAAUUUAUCUUCCUGUCUGAUUGAGAAUUUUGAACUACUGUCUUCAUUUGUAGAGGAGAAAAUAAAUUUGAUAAAUACUG